Messenger RNA from Cyprinodon tularosa, 2563 nucleotides. RefSeq names its product deoxynucleoside triphosphate triphosphohydrolase SAMHD1-like. Bases 250 to 2106 code for a protein of 618 amino acids. Gene Ontology annotation, biological process: dGTP catabolic process. The transcript has 17 exons. NCBI's taxonomy places the organism in Eukaryota, Metazoa, Chordata, Actinopteri, Cyprinodontiformes, Cyprinodontidae. The record is from RefSeq and is a predicted model, not a curated record. Gene Ontology annotation, cellular component: nucleus. Gene Ontology annotation, molecular function: dGTPase activity.
GGUGCAUACAUGUCGUCCUCUUAUACAUCAUCUUUAAUCCGUCCCCUGGAGGUGGUUAGGUUUCCAGUAUAAAUUACCACACUGAUGGAAGCUGGUAAUCAUCUUCAUCUGGAAGAUCCAAGCAGAUCCUUGAGUUUGCUUUUACGCUGUUACAUUAAGGAUCUUCACAUCAGAAAUCUGAUCCUUCAUUUCAAGAAUUUUGGUGACCAUCUGCAAAUCCUGAAAAACCUCUGAAGGCUUUUGGAAACAAUGGCAGAGCAAAGGAAGAUUUUUAAAGAUCCGGUCCAUGGGACUAUAGAGCUGCAUCCACUCCUUGUCAAGAUCAUUGACACGCCUCAGUUUCAACGACUUCGAAACAUCAAGCAGCUUGGAGCUGUAUCUUAUGUUUACCCUGGAGCAACCCACAGCCGCUUCGAACACAGCAUUGGGGUGGCUUACCUGGCUGGAGAAAUUCUAAAGUCUAUCAAAGAGAAGCAGAAGGAGCUUGGGAUUACUGACUGGGACGUCCUUUGUGUGCAAUUUGCCGCCCUUUGCCAUGACCUUGGACAUGGACCGUUUUCCCACAUGUUUGAUCUAAUGUUUUUACCCGAAGCAAGACAAUUAAAGCGUGAUGAACUAUCUAAAAAGAUUGAUGACUUACUAAAACAUAUGAAGAAAAUGACUGGUGAGGAUCAAGGAGAUUCUGAAGAGAUAAAGGAGCUUCAAAAGCUUCAAAAAGAAAUUCAGGAUUUGAUCAAGGAUCUCAUAGACCCAAAAACAGAGCAUGAGGAACUAUCUAAAAAGAUGAUUGACCUGAAGAAGAAAAAUGAUGACUUACUAAAACAUAUGAAGAAAAUGACUGGUGAGGAUCAAGGAGAUUCUGAAGAGAUAAAGGAGCUUCAAAAGCUUCAAAAAGAAAUUCAGGAUUUGAUCAAGGAUCUCAUAGACCUAAAAACAGAGCAUGAGGAACUAUCUAAAAAGAUGAUUGACCAUCUGAUGGAAAAGAAUGAUGACUUGCUAAAACAGAUGUAUGAUGUGCGGAAGAAAAUGACUGACGAAGAUUCUGAAAAAGUAGAUGGCGUACUAACAAAGAUGGAGGAUGUGCAGAAGAUAAUGACGGACAAGGAUAAAGGACAUUCUGGAAAAAUAGAAGAGCUUAAAAAGAUUCUAAAAAAAUAUCUAAAAGAAUAUCUAAAAGAAGAUCUGGAUUUCAUCAAAGAUCUCAUAGACCCCCCAAAAAAGACGAUCCCAGCUACUGACCAACCAACAGGAGGAUCAGGAGGAGCGAGAAAGCAGAGGCCACCCGCAAAUCGUUCAGAAAAGCGCUACAUCCUCUACGACAUUGUAUCCAACACGAUAAACAAGAUUGAUGUAGAUAAGUGGGAUUAUUUUGCCAGAGACUGCCAUUACCUGGGUAUGAAGAACAGCUUUGACCAUGAGCGUUUGAUUAAAUCUGCUAGGGCGUGUAAGGUGAAUGGAAAGUGGCAGAUCUGUUACAGAGACAAGGACGUGUUCAAUCUGUAUGACAUGUUCUACACAAGGUUCUCUUUACACAAAAGAGCCUACCAGCACAAAGUGAAAAAUGCCAUAGAGUUGAUGAUAAAGGAGGCUUUCAUCAAAGCAAAAGAGCACAAGUUUGAAGAUUGGACCCUGUCCACAGCUAUAGAAGACAUGGGGGCCUACACUAAGCUGACAGAUACCGUAUUUGAUCAGAUACUGAACUCCACCUCUGCUGAGCUUCAAGAGGCAAGGGGUAUAUUGGAAAGGAUAGUGAAGAGAGACCACUACUAUUGUCUGGGGGAAUUCCACUCAGAAGAUACCCUGCAAGUUAUCAAGGAAAACUGGAAGACAUUCCACCAAGGUACACAAGAGGAAUAUAUCGUGGAUGAUGUUACAUUUAACUAUGGGAAAAGGGCUCAUGACCCCAUAGAAGACGUGAGGUUCUACAACAAAAGAAACCCACAACAAGCAAGGGCUAUAACCAGAGCUGAGGUAUCUCGUCUUCUUCCAGAGACAUUUGAAGAGACGAUUUAUAGAAUCUACACCAGGAGGAUGGAUAAAGAUCUGAAGGAUGAUGAAGAUGCUUUUGAAAAAUUUAGAAAUAAUUCCUACAAAAAAAAAAAUUGAUGCCGCAGACGCAUGUGUGUCUGGCACAUAAAAAAAAAUAAAUAAAAAUGCGUUAAUAAAAUACAACCGAUAAUUACUUCAUAUGAAGAAAUAAAACUAAGAAAGAAAUCAGGAAAAAAUUUUAUUUUAACUGAGGGUUUUAUAUUGACUAAUUUUUAAAUUUGCAGGUUUGGUUAGGUAUAUUUUUUCUUUUAGCGUAUUGGUUUAAAGGUAUUUAGUUCAUUCAUUUUACUUAUAUUCAUAAAAAGAGGUUUUGAAUGGUAAUGUUUUUAUAAUUUAAUCCCUUUUAUGUCUGUAUUACAUUACAAGUGUGUCUUUGGGUAUCAUAUAAAGGUUAUUUUUAACAAAUUGUGAAGUGGUGUGACAAAAUAUUAGCUUGCAUGAAGAAAUUUCUCUGAAAAUGUAAUACUUUUAAGGUUCUAUGGAGUUGUUUCAAAUUAAAAUUUAUACAAUCACA